AUGUGCUGUGUCGCCUGCUCCCAUCCUUUACAAAAACCUAAAUUCUGCACAGCACCGUUUUCUUCAUUCCCAAACGCCACCGUUUUUUUCUUUCUUUUCGUCCUCCGAAGCUUCCAGAAUCACACUGCUGGGAUGUCUGGGGAAGUUUAUGAUGGACAAGAUGCAGGCUACGUGCCUGAGAACCCUGAGUUUCCGCAAAAUGAUGAACAUGAUGGUGGAAAUGUGAUUGAUGACUCAGGGUUUCCGCAACUGCAGCCCGUUGAACAUGAUGUGGCUAAUUUGGCCGUGGAUGCUGAUGUUCCUGAAAAUAAUUUUGAUGGGAAUGAUGGUGAAGGUUUGCCUGAAAACCCUGAUUUUCCUCCGCAAGAGGAAGCUGAGGAACAGCAUGGUGGAGGAGACAUAACUGAGAAUUUUGACUCCGAGGAAAAACAGGGAUCUCAUGAGGAGUUGAAAGGAGGUGAAGUAAAAAAAUGGCCAGGUUGGCCUGGAGAAAAUGUUUUCAGGAUGUUGGUUCCUGUGCAAAAGGUUGGCAGUAUUAUUGGCCGUAAAGGCGAGUUUAUUAGGAAAAUUACUGAAGAGACUAAGGCUCGUAUAAAAAUUCUUGAUGGUCCACCUGGAACUGCAGAAAGAGCUGUAAUGGUUUCUGCGAAAGAAGAGCCAGACCGCAGCAUACCGCCUGCUGUGGAUGGUUUGUUAAGGGUUCAUAAACAAGUGGUCAAUGUAGAGCCUCAUCCUGCCGAUAAUGCAUCAGUUGCAGGACGCACAGUUGUUACAAGGCUUCUAGUGGCAGAUACUCAAGCAGGAAGCCUGAUUGGGAAGCAGGGGUCCACUAUAAAAUCCUUUCAAGAUUCCACAGGUUGCAAUAUACGUGUUCUUGGUUCAGAACACCUGCCAGUUUUUGCUCUCCGAGAUGAUAGUGUUGUUGAAAUACAAGGAGAAUCUUCUGGGGUUCACAAGGCGGUUGAACUUGUUGCAGUUCAUCUACGAAAAUUCUUGGUUGACCGCAGCAUAGUUGGUGUAUUUGAAACACAGUUAUAUGGAUCAUCUUUAUUACCAUUCAUUUUGUGGAUAAUAAUUUUUUAUCUUCCUCCUAAACUUCAGAUGCAAAGGUCAGAUGUUCGAGCAAACCAAAAUGUGCCACAUGGCCCACCACAUCAACCUUGGGGUCCUCCUCAAGGUUUUCCAGCUUCUGGACCUGGUAGUGGUGGGGGACCUGCUUUUCCACCCAAUCCCCAGUAUAUGCCCCCUUCGCAUAACUAUGAUAAUUACUACCCACCUGCUGACCUGCCUGCCAUGGAUAAGCACCUUCAUCAGGGUCCUGCACCUGCCUACGGAAGAGAUGCAUCUAUGGGAAUUCACUCAUCCAGUGCGCAACCACAACAAUCUGUUGUGACUAAGGUCACGCAGCACAUGCAAAUUCCUUUGUCAUAUGCAGAUGCUGUUAUUGGAGCAUCAGGUACAAACAUCAGCUAUAUCCGUCGAGCCAGUGGAGCAAGUAUUACAAUUCAGGAGACCAGGGGUGUACCAGGAGAGAUGACUGUUGAGAUAAGUGGUACUGCUUCACAAAUACAGGCUGCCCAGCAGUUAGUGCAGAAUUUCAUGGCUGAAGCUGCUAGUGCAACUCAGGAUCAUAUGGGGGGAUCGAUGAACCAAGGUUACAAUACCUAUCCUACCAAUGCUCCUGUCUAUGCAUCUCCGCCCUCCAGCGCUGCUGGUCAUGCAGGCCAUGUACCUACUGCAGAUUAUGGACCCGUUUAUGGCACCAAUUAUGGGUAUUGA
This is a messenger RNA of Sphenostylis stenocarpa, 1779 nucleotides long. Lineage: Eukaryota; Viridiplantae; Streptophyta; Magnoliopsida; Fabales; Fabaceae. The record is from the annotation of a GenBank genome assembly.